GAGGGUUCCUGAGAUUUAACUGAGAACAAUCUAUAAUGUUCCCAGCACAAUUUGUCCACAAUCUGUGUACUCUUAUAAAUGACAAGAUCCUCUUUUAAGGUCAAGGAAAACCUAAAGCUGAGCACAUGAUUUGUCCUAGUAAUUUCUACUCUGGUACUUGGGGACAUAAAGGAGUAAUAAGAUCACUGUCCUUUUCCCAGAGGCUAUGUCCCUGUGCUGUGAUGAAACUGGACCUGUCAGGGUAUAAAAAAAGAACACCAUCAGGGCAAAGGCAUUGCAUCUUGGCAAGAAAUGCUUCGCAUACUUUCCACCAUCAUCAGGUUCUCCUUUCUAACCCACAAACCCCGCUUCUAUUUAAAUCCCAGGCGCUCCACUGGACCACACUCGUGUCAGCCAGUGCCUCGGCUGUCCGGAGAGAAGAGACACGAUAGCAUGGCUCCAGGAGAAAAGGAAAGGGAGGAGGGCCCAGCCAAGAGCGCCCUCCGGAAGGUACGAACAGCCACCCUUGUCAUUAACUUAGCUCGAGGUUGGCAGCAGUGGGCCAAUGAGAACAGUAGCAGGCAGGCCCAGGAGCCAGUGGGUUGGCUGCCUGGAGGGACCUCGGAUCCAUCUCAAGCUCCUAAAUCAGUAAUAAGCCCCACCACAACCCACCACCAAGCCCCCAAUGUCCCAAAGUCUCCCCCUCCAAAGGCAGAGGGACAUGACGGUGGACUCAACUCAGAGGAAGUCACAGAGGUCUCCCCUAUCAAAAGGAAAGAAGUGACCAAAACAGUUGUCAGCAAAGUUUAUGAGAGGGGAGGCGACAUGACCUACCUGAGCCACAGGUAUGAGGAUGGCCCCUCGCCUGCACCUGCACAACCAGAGAAUGACAUCGACCGGCUCCUCCACAGUCACGACUCUCCAACUCGGAGGCGAAAAUGCAUCAACCUGGUGUCGGAGCUGACCAAAGGCUGGCAGGUGAUGGAACAGGAGGAGCCUAAGUGGAAGAGUGACAGCGUAGACACAGAGGACAGUGGCUACGGUGGGGACACGGAGGACAGGCCUGAGCAGGAUGGAACGCAGGUGGCUGCUGCCAGGAUCAAGCGCCCCUUGCCCUCCCAAACAAACAGAUACACAGAGAAACUUAACUGCAUGGCCCAUCGGAAAUACAGCCAGGUGGACAACCUGAAAGGGAGAUGGCAACAGUGGGCUGAUGAGCACAUACAGUCCCAGAAGCUCAAUCCCUUCAGUGAAGAAUUUGAUUAUGAGCUAGCCAUGUCUACUCGCCUACACAGAGGAGAUGAGGGCUACGGCCGCCCGAAGGAGGGAAGCAAAACAGCGGAAAGAGCCAAGCGCGCAGAGGAACACAUCUACAGAGAAAUCAUGGAGCUAUGUUUUGUGAUCCGCACCAUGGCUCGCCACAGACGCGAUGAGAAGAUCCAAGUGACUUUCGGAGAACUCUUUGACAGAUACGUUCGUAUUUCAGAUAAAGUAGUGGGGAUUCUCAUGCGGGCCAGGAAACAUGGGCUGGUGCACUUUGAAGGGGAAAUGCUGUGGCAAGGCCGAGAUGACCAGGUUGUGAUAACUCUACUAGAAUAAUUGGCAGUGAAACUGGACCCACAACAAACUUGGCUUACUGCUAAGGGCUAAUGUAUGAAAAAAGUU
This is a messenger RNA of Perognathus longimembris pacificus (Pacific pocket mouse), 1644 nucleotides long. RefSeq names its product actin binding Rho activating protein (gene Abra). Gene Ontology annotation, biological process: positive regulation of transcription by RNA polymerase II; positive regulation of Rho protein signal transduction. NCBI's taxonomy places the organism in Eukaryota, Metazoa, Chordata, Mammalia, Rodentia, Heteromyidae. The record is from RefSeq and is a predicted model, not a curated record. The transcript is spliced from 2 exons. Gene Ontology annotation, molecular function: actin binding. Bases 292 to 1578 code for a protein of 428 amino acids. Gene Ontology annotation, cellular component: sarcomere.